AAAAAAACCCAGCCAUUAUCUGGAUGAAAGAUAAAAGGUUCCAUUCCGGCACAAAAAAAUUUUCACCGGAAAUGACUGGGUUGAAACGGAUUGUGCGGAAUAGGUCCUAUAGGUCCUACAGCUACUAAUAUUUUAAUUUGACAAGUUUAUGUUUUAUCUUAUCUUCGAACUGGUUGCACACUUCUUUAUCUAUUCUCUCGCUCUUCACAGCCUGCAUCGCUGAGUAUUAUUAAGUCGCUAAACUUGACUUCAUUCCACAGUUAAUCUUGAACACUAGACACACAAAAUUUUCUCUGGGAAACCAUUGUAAUUUUGUAGUUGCAGUCAUGCUGGUAGUGCAAGUGUUGACUGCCGUGUUGGCCCUUUCAUGUUAUUGUGAUUUUUCAGCAUACGGGAAUGUUCUUUAUAUUGAAACAUCAUCUUCUUCUCCCAGAAAUGAUCUCACCACUCUUACUUCUGGCAUCACGUCUUCAGUUUUGAGUGGAUUGGGAGAUAGCGAUUUAAAGGCACUCUCAACAGAUUUUCAAAUUGGUAAAACAUCCAUAUCAGAUACAGAGACGGCAUUGUCAACAGUUUGGACUACAGGACUACCUUCAUCGACUAUCAUCUCCAUUUCCGUGCCUGAAAUUAUUUCAAAUCCUGAAGGAAUCGGUAAAAAUGAAACCCUCGCGACAGAACCAACAACUAUUUUAUCAUCCAGUACUGAAGAGACCACAUUAACAUCUAAUAUUGAAACCUCAACGACAACCGCUGUGAAAUCUUCUGGCACGUCACAAGUCGCCUUGAUUUCAACCAAUGAAGAAACAUCGACUUCAGAUACUUCGCCUAAAGCUGAUCAGUCCAGUGCUACUGUCACGGCACCGGAAAGUACAAUACCAACUACUCCGACAAUCUACAGCUUCACGAACCCGUCAUUGGCUAUGAUCACCACAUCGUCUACUAUUGAGACCUCAACGACAACUGCUGUGAUAUCUUCUGGCACGUCACAAGUCACCUCGAUUUCAACCAAUGAAUCGCCUUCUGAUACUUCGCCUUCAACCGAUUGGACGAUUGCUGAUCUCACGACACCAGAAAUGACACUUUCAACUACCUCGGGAAUCUUUCCGACGGUCUCAGACAGCUACACGGAUCUGUCAUCGACUGAGGUCUCCAUUCCUAUUACUAAAAUUACUUCAACUCCUGAAUAUACCAGUGAAAAUGGACCCCUCUCGACAGAACCAACAACAAAUUCAUCACCCAGUACGGAAGAGACCACAGUAACAUUUAAUAUGGAAACCUCAACGACAACUACUGUGAUAUCUUCCGAAACUUCACAAGUCACCUCGAUUUCAACCAAUGAAAUAACAUCGACUUCUGAUACUUCGCCCACAACCGAUUGGACGAGUACUGCAGUCACGACACCGGGAAGUGCUCUACCAACUACCCCAUUCUGUGAAUGCGAUUCCAUGAAACUAGUAUUGGGAACGGUACUAGUGGGAAAUAGUUGGUUUGCUGUUCCACUCAACUCAACUGCUUCUAACCCAGAAUGUGGUCUUGAAAAGCUUAUUGGGUUAGAUGUGGUCGUUGAAGGUCCCACCGACAAAGACGAAGCAUUCCCUUCAAUAGUUCAGAAUUGUUUUUCGUCAGUCGAUUGUUUGGAUGGAAAAGACAAUUUUUUCAUUUUUAACUCGUCGGUCUGUUGCGAGAACAUAAUCAUUCUUCAGUGUAGCAAUUAUAUUUUUAAGAUGGCUCCACAAUAUUCCACUUGUGUGGGAAAUCCUGAUCCCACUGACGGUGUAAUUUUUACUCUGCCAGGUCCCGAUGCGGCCCCUGAAAAUGUUACAGUGCUUGAUACGGGAAGUGACUGGAUCACAAUGACUUGGCAAGAUUUACCGUUUUGUUUAAAAACAGUGAAUUCCUUUUUUAUGCGAUUCAAUCCUUUGGAUCCCAAUGCUUUGGGCAAUAACACCAUAAACAUCGAAGUUCCUUCAAACUGUACGAAUAGAUCGUUCGUCACUGGAGUGACCGAUUUCGAUUCCAAGACGUGUCCAGAAUUAUUUAGUUUGGAUCCUUGUACUAACUACUCCGUUACCGUCGAGGUGGAAGUCUUUGACAUGUAUCUGUCUGAACCAAGUCAAAGUGUCACGUUCAACACCAAACCACCGGAAGAUUUAGUAACGCAGAUAGGACAGAUCGAAUCGGGUUCGGAUUGGCUGACGUUUCAAUGGAACUUAUCCGUUCCACAAUGUCACAUGGCUACUUCCGGUUUUCGAUUAAAUUUGACCAAUUCACGGAAUAACAGCUAUGGAACAUACAAUUGUAACCUAAACACCCCUCCAUCAGUUGAUUCCAAAUUCGUGUUCAACACCAGUUCUAAUGACUGCGGUGAAAGCGUUAAUGUGGCGGCUUGUUCUGAUUAUGACAUAGCCGUCAUUCCCAAAGUUUUUGACUUAUUGUAUGAUGGAUCUUCCGGUAGGGCAUUGGGAAGGACAACAUGUGAAACUAUAAAAGCCUUUAUUGCUUCCAUUGAUUCCGGCUCCGAUUGGAUUAGCUUCAACUGGACAACUAGUGUUGAGGAUUGCAGAAAAGUCUUGACUGGAUUCUGGCUCAGUAUCGCCUCCACAGAGCAACCAGAAAAACAGGAUUCGUUUCAGUUUAUAUCCAUGAAUGACUGUUACUGUAAUUUGAAAGAAGAUCAAGCAAUCAUGUUCAACACUAGCAAAGCUUGUAACAGUUGGAUCAAUCCUGGCAUCUCUCCUUGCUCUGAGUAUGAAAUAAUUAUAGUCCCACAGUUCUUUAAUAGUUUAAAUGGAAGUACUGGACCUCUCAACAAAACUGAUACACUUCCAGAUGACAAGAUGACGCCAGUAACACAAAAUAUCGGAGCUGGCAAAAACUGGAUCAGUUUCGAAUGGCAAGCCUCAUUAAAUACCUGUCGCGACGCUGUUACUGGUCUCUGGAUUUCUAUGAAACCUAGUACGUCGAAUGAGCGCCUUUGCUCACUCGAAUCUACUAGUGAUAAAUUUAUCACCUUCAACACGAGCUCAGUAUGCUUCAAUGAGACCUUAUCGCCGUGUACACCUUACACUUUUGAAAUCAAGCUGGACAUAAACGGAAAAAUAGGACAAUUCAGCAUGGUCAUUGAAAUGACGACUCCCGGAGAAGAUGCCACUGCACUUAUCAGUAACCACAAGUACGGCGUGAAAUGGAUAAGUUUUUGGUGGCAGUCUUCUGUUCCCGAGUGUCAACGUUUUGUUACGGGAUAUCAGUUAAACGUCACAGAUCUUUUUAACGGCGCGUCUCAGUUCCAAAAUUUACCUCGAAACUGCAGCAUUAUCUCGACGCAACCUGAAAUUAUCUUUAACAGCAUUUUACCCUGCACUGAAGUUGAGAUAUUCCCUUGUUCAAGCUACUUAAUUUCUUUAGCACCAGUAUUUCGUAUUAACGAUCGGACGGUAAUCAAUGGUGUCAGCGCAUUUAUUAAAAUAGGAACUCAAUCAGGAGAACAAGGUGAAAUUGAGCAUCCAAAAGUAAUUUCUCAAGGAACGAAUUCGCUCACAUUGGGCUGGAAUGAGCCAAAGUGCCGCAAUCUUAUUUACUACAAUGUUACUGUGAUGCCUAACUGGAAAUCAGAACCAAGAACAUACUUGAAAAUUACUCCCGACUGUCUUGAUAAGGAUCCAAGCGGAAACGUAUCUGUGAUACUAAAUGCAACUACGUGUCAAAAUGGUUACGAGUUCGUUUCAUGCGCUCCAUAUAACAUCAAAGUGCUGCCCGUUUACCAGUUGCCAAGCGCCAAUGAAGAUCUUGUUGGAUGGGCAAAUGACACGCAAACACUUCCUUUUGAAUACGAAGCAGCCGUUAGCAACUUGACUGUUCUGGAUGUUGGCACACGGUGGAUAUCAAUAUCGUGGCCGAUUCCGCCCUGUCGAGUAAAUGUUAGUGAGUGGAUUCUUUCACAAAAUGAAAGCGAUAAAAUUAGCUUACCUCCAGAUUGCCCGGCAAAAAAGGUUGACGGAAACUAUUUAACUCUUAAUAUCUCAGACACUAUAUUCUGCAGUGGUAGUAAUUAUUCGAGAGAGUUUGUCCCUAUUAUCCCGUGCACUAACUACACUCUUGGAAUGAAUGUCAAGUACCCCAAUUGGGAAGUUCAAAAUGGAAGCAAUAAUGUAAUUUCAAAAGACACCGAAGUUGAGCCACCUGGAGAGGUAUUUAACGUAACGUGGAACGGUACGAGUAAUGACAUUUUUCUGAAAUGGGAGGAACCGAGGAAGAAUCCACAAUGUGUUCGUGGCUAUCAAAUCAGUUGGAAUGAUAAACAAAACUUUACUACACAGACGCAUAUCUUCCUUGCGGGUUUGGAGCCGUGUUCCAAAUUUCCAGUAAGAGUAAAUGCUCUCCCGGAUUCUUCAAUAAAGGACGAGAGUCGCAUUCCUUACUAUGUCUCCACAGAUAGUGUCGCUCCCGCGCCUAUAACAUCUGAAAUCAACGUAGUCAAACAGCAAAACGGUUGGACGCGUAACGUAUCGUGGCUCAAGCCCAAAGAAGAUUAUUGUAUUUCAGGAUACAAUAUAAACGUUAUAAGAGCAACAUCAACGGAAGUUGUUUAUAAUUCGACAAUCUAUGGAAAGAAUAAAACAUGGAUUACGUUGAGCGAAGAAUUUGAACAGGGAAAUUUAUACAAUAUUUCGAUAUCUUCCUUUUACUCUUUUAAAGAACCAAUUUCGAGUGAUUAUGUUUCUCACUCAUUCACUUGGGACUCGGCAUCAAAUCCGACUGUACCCUUUGCGAUAGUUUGUGGCAUUGUGUUCCCAAUUCUAGCGCUCGCAAUUAUUUGCUCAGUUGUGCUAAUUCGUAAAAGUUCUAUUUUCGCUUCAGAAAGAUUUUCCGAUGACACCAGAUCAACACCAAGUAUUCAUAAUAAAGCUUUGAAUAGUCGAAGACCUGUUAUGAUCAAAGAAUUGAGAUGUACAAUCGAGUGGUUAGACGCGAACUCUAACUACGAAUUGAGCAAGGAAUAUGAAAUGGUAAAGUCCUUGACUGAUAAGACGGCAACUUGCACCGUGGCUCAAUUACCUGAAAACCGUGCCAAGAACCGCUACUCCGACAUCCUUCCAUAUGAUCAUUCUAGAGUCAAACUCACAACCGUUCCUCCUUUAUUGGAUUACAUCAACGCCUCGUUCAUAUCGGACUAUGCUGGAAAUCGAGCCUACAUUGCCUCACAAGGACCUAAACCAUCGACGAUUGGAGAUUUUUGGCUUAUGUGUUUUGAGCAAAAUGUGAAAGUUAUUGUUGCACUGACAAUGUUAGAAGAGAGAGGAAAGAUAAAAUGUGCUCAAUAUUGGCCAUCAACCGAAUCGUGUGAAUUUGGUGAUUUUUAUGUUAAACUGACUAAAGAAGUGAUUGGGGAUGACUACACCACGCGAGACUUCUUGGUUUCUAAAAUAUCCAGCAACGGAAGCAUCGCCCCUAAAUUUAUAAAACAGAUGCACUUUACUGUAUGGCCAGAUUUCGGCUGCCCAGAAAAUCCAGAACAGCUCGUCAACUUUAUCCAAGCAAUGCGAAAAGAGAGCAUUUAUCUGAACGACAAAUACCGCGCCAAUAGCCCCAUAGUUGUCCAUUGCAGUGCUGGAGUUGGAAGAACCGGAACUUUGAUAGCAUUAGAUCUUCUCAUGGAGCAAGCUCGCUGCAAGAAAAUAGUCGAUAUUGUGCACACGGUUCUUAAAUUACGUAAAGAUCGCGACCGAAUGGUCCAAACAGAGGGACAGUAUCAUUUUCUCUACAAAUGUAUCUAUGCUUACGCCCGUAAUGAGUUACAGUUGAGAAAGUUAAUCACAAAGUCAACUUCAAAUUCGACCAUGUUCUGUGAGACGUAUGAUGAUAUUCCGCUUACUCCUCUUUCUUUUUUUCAGAAAAAUCCGUUUGCCAACCAUUACAGCCGCAAAUCUUCAUUCGCCACGGUGUAAUAUAGUGUCAAAUAUGAUUGUAAAAUGUUAGGGCAUGGAAAAAUUGGUCCAAUCCGUGUGAAUGUAAAUACUUUGUUGUUUUAAGUCAGUGUCAAAUAAGUCAUGUGUGGAACUACUUUUUAAAAAUGCAUAUUAUUCUACUCGUUGAAUUGGUAAACGCCUUCAGCGUUUCGGCUUUCAGUUGCUUGUGACACAAGGAUGGGAUCUAAGAGAACGUUAAAUGUAAAUUCACAUAAGAUGCCGCGUAAUACACCGCAAGAUAACGCAAGUAGAUAAAAACGACCGAACAGCCGAAAGAAAAAAAUUAUAUACAUUUAUCAUUGCUUACAAUUGAUUGUAGGAAUAACAACAGGUGCCCAAAAGACUACCCAGCAAAGCUGGAUUAACUUUGGUUUUGAUUUAUCAACGACGCCGACAUUCUUCAGUUUGUGUGUACAGCCAUCCUGUGUAACGAUUUAAUACUGAUCUUUGAUCUAUUCUAUAGGUUUAUUUGCUUGUCAAAAUGUUUGCAGGUCAUUUCAUUUAUUCAAACGACUUUGACGUUACAAAUUUAUUUAACCUAAUCGCAUUAUAUAAAAUCAGCUGGAAUUGAAACUAGAACUAGAAGUGAAAAAUAUGGGCGUACACGAUAUCGCAUUUCACAUAAAGGUAACGCCUGUUUGAAAGCGCAGACUGUAUAAGCGGCGUCGCUCAUAUAUGUAUACA
Molecule: messenger RNA, 6650 nt
Organism: Daphnia pulicaria
Lineage: Eukaryota; Metazoa; Arthropoda; Branchiopoda; Diplostraca; Daphniidae
Exons: 21
Coding region: 327-5945 (1872 amino acids)
Biological process (GO): protein dephosphorylation
Molecular function (GO): protein binding; protein tyrosine phosphatase activity
Source: RefSeq, a predicted model, not a curated record